Theileria parva strain Muguga is the source of this 2885-nucleotide messenger RNA. RefSeq lists its product as uncharacterized. NCBI's taxonomy places the organism in Eukaryota, Apicomplexa, Aconoidasida, Piroplasmida, Theileriidae. The record is from RefSeq and is a predicted model, not a curated record. Bases 272 to 2800 code for a protein of 842 amino acids. The transcript is spliced from 3 exons.
CUUUUUUUCACAUUUUUACAGUUUUAUCAUUUUUAUAAAUUAUCUCACCAGUUUACUUUUUUAUAUCUACUCAUCUUGUUAAUUAUUUGACUGUGACUUUUUUUGACAUUGGUAAAAUAGUUAAAAAAUGUUUUUAAAGUUAUUUUUAACAAAUUACGACAAAUAAUUAACUUUUAACUCAUUUUUCAACCUUUAAAAGGUUAUUGUACGGUUUAUCCAAGGAGAUCUAAUAAUACUCUAUCCCUCACCCUAUCACAUUAUUAUAUCACAAAUGAACUAUGAAAUGAAUGGAUAUACCGUAGAUUACACUUCUACAACGGGUAAUUACGGGCCUACCGUAGGGAAUUACGGAUCUACUGUGGGUAAUUACGGAUCUACAAUGGUGAAUGGAUCUACAAUAGUAAAUAAGAAGCGUAACUUUGAGAAUUUGCAGAGAUCUAUUGAGGCGCAUAAGAAUCGUUUAGCCGUAGCAAGGUUAAAAAAAGCUCUCAAUAGUGAUAAUACUGCCAGUGCUAUGAAGAGUAGGGAGAACACUUUGGACCAUACCAAAUAUACAAAUUAUUCCACCAAAUUGAAACCUCUCACCUUAAACGUUAAAAAGGAGAAAUUGGCUGGAAAUCAUGGGGAAUUCGUUGGAAAUCAGGAGAAAUUGGUUGGAAAUAGGGAGAAAUUGGGUGAGAAUAUGUAUGUGGAAGACGAGUUGGAGAAGAAGAUAGUGCAAGUUUUGGGUAAAUUAUUAAAAAGUGAUCUGAAACCCUUACAAUACUCAAAUAUUAACUCAAGGGAGGAGAGUAUGAGUGACAUAUUGGUGAAGUGUAUAUCGACGGCUGUGAAUUCGGCAACUUGCGAUUCAGAUUUUGGCACUUCUCGUACUAAUAAUAACCUCAACCUCUCCAUCAACCUCAACGUCCCAACCAACCACAUGAACCACAACAUCAAUCUCAACCAUCUCAACCAUCUCAACAACCUCAACGAUGUCAACUCUGGCAACAGUGUGAACCGUGUUGACGGGGUUGAUAAUGUGGAGGAAAUGGGAGUGGUAAUGAUUGAGGACGUGUUUUCGCAGGAUACUAAACCUGUUAAGCCUAACCCUUUUUCCACACUCUACAACAAGCUCAAAAAUGUAUUCACCAAAAAGAAUACCACUAGUAGUAAUAGUAAUACCACUAGUAGUAAUAGUAACACUAACACUAACACUAGUAGUAAUAGUAGUCCUAGUACGAGUAGCCUGAAGAGUAGUACCGGCGCCAGCGUCAAGAGCAAAUGCAUCGGACCAUUCAGAAGAGUCACAAAAUCCAAACACAAUCCCAACCACAAUCUCAAUCGUAAUCUCAAUCGUAAUUUCAACUACAAUCUAAACUAUCUCAACAAUGUGAAUAAUCUAAACCACAAUCUCAACAAUCUAAACUGCAAUGUCAACUACAAUGUGAAUAGUAGUAAUGUCAAUUGGGGAGACUGGCGUGUUUGUGGUAGUGUGCAAAAUCCGCAGUCUAGAGCACAUUUAGCGCCCUUUAACCCUCUCAACACCCUAAAACCCGUUAACUACACUAAUCCCAAUACUAAUAUUAAACGUGUGGACACAUUGGGUACGGUGUGUGGGUGGAGUGAGAGCGACGUCUGGAGUAACAUGAAAAACAGUAAAGAAUACCUACAGUCCAUCGACUGGGAUCCCUUCAAUCUCAAAUUCGCCAAUCCCAACUAUGUAAAUAGUGUAAACAAUGUAAAUAGUGUAAACUCUGGUAACAAUGUGAACAAUGGGAAUGGAGUGGACAUGGUUAGGCAGAACAGUUUGUAUAAUGGGAAGUAUGGGAGAUUAGUACUGAGGAAUGGGUAUAGAAAGGAUAUUACGCCCAUUAACCCCUGCACAUUUAAACCCAUUCCACCAAAUAAUCCCUUCAGUCCCAUCACUAACACUAGGAAUAUUAAUUGGAACACCAGGAAUAUUACUGGAAAUGAUAAUUGGAACACUGGAAAUGACUUUAAUAGUGGAAAUAUCAAUUGGAACCCUGGAAAUAAUUGGAACCCUGGAAAUAAUUGGAACCCUGGAAACCCUGGGAACAGUGGGAACAGUAGUGGGAUUGACAAUUUGGAAGGUAAUGUUGUAGGGGGAAUGAGUGGAUUGAGUAGUGGUAUGGUGAGUAUGGAAAAGUAUUUGGAGAUGGCAAGGGAUAGAUACUUAAGCUUUGACCAAAGCGAACACCAAAACACAAACCAUACCCUCAAUAACACUUCUAACAUUAUCAACACUAUGAACACUAUCAACACUAGGAACACUAUGAACAUUGGGAACACUAUUAACACUAGGAAUACUAGGAAUACUAUGAAUAGUAUGAACAUUGGGAAUAGUAUGAGGAACACUGGGAACACUGGGAACAAUCCGUUUAGACGUUAUAAUCCCAAUCAACAUCUGAGACAGUAUGAUAGAGAAUGUGAUAGAGAAGAAGAAGAACUUAGUGAAGUGACGCCGAAAUUUGAGAGAAGUUACAACUGCUUUGAUCCUUGCUUCAGAUACAACACCAAUCAGUCCCGUCAAACUAAGUCACCUUACCACUCAGCUAAGUCACCUUAUCCAAUGACUAAGUCACCUUAUCCAAUGUCACCGUAUCCAAUGACUAAGUCACCUUAUCCAAUGACUAAGUCACCUUACCUCUCAGCUAAGUCACCGUAUGAGUCAUUUGUAAGGAAUAAUCCACCGGUAAGUGGUAGUGGGUUGGAGAGGGAGGGAGGAGUAAGAUUGAUGGACAGUGGUACAAUUUUCAAAACGCUAAACCAACUAUCACAAAUCCAAUUAUCCUCAUAACCCUCACCAAUCCACAAUUUUCAAUAAUUUCAAUAAUUUCAAUAAUUUUAAUUUUAACCUUAAUAAUUUUAAUUUUAACCUUAAU